Messenger RNA from Ipomoea nil (Japanese morning glory), 1608 nucleotides. RefSeq names its product pectinesterase-like. NCBI's taxonomy places the organism in Eukaryota, Viridiplantae, Streptophyta, Magnoliopsida, Solanales, Convolvulaceae. The transcript has 2 exons. Gene Ontology annotation, molecular function: pectinesterase activity; pectinesterase inhibitor activity. Gene Ontology annotation, biological process: cell wall modification. The record is from RefSeq and is a predicted model, not a curated record. The coding region runs from base 1 to 1608 and encodes 535 amino acids.
AUGAUCUCUUUGCCGCCAUUAGCAAGGGUAGUCCUACUAAAUCUAAUGCUAAUUGGUGUAGUAGUGGUUACUGCCAUCGACCUCAAGGCUAUCUGCAAAACCACAUUGUACCCAGAUUCGUGCUUCAAUAGGCUCGCUCCCAUUGUCGACUCGCAAGUUGACAACGUUGGACACCACGAACUGUACAGGUUGUCCAUUGGAGUAGCGAUUACAGAGGUCUUGGGCGUCGCCAAUGGAUUCCUCAAACUAGAAGAGGAGUUCAAGAAUGUGUCAGAUGUCAUGUCUUUAAGCGCGCUGAAAUACUGUCGCAAAAUGCUAGAUACCCGUGCGGUUACUAGUCUCAAAGAUUGUUUGGUCACGCCUAAUAAUGGUAAGCCGACAACCGAAAGGAUUGAGGACCUCAAAACGUGGCUAACCGCCGCCGGGGUCUACCACCAGACAUGCAUCGACGCGUUUGAGGAGGCAAAGGACGAGGUGCUGAGACAUGCGGUUUUGGAACAACUCAAGAGUUCGAUAGAGUUGACGAGUAAUAGCUUGACGAUCUUGUAUACAUUUGAAGAAUCCUUAGCUAGUAAACCACGAUUGGGGAUGGGUUCGAGUGGCAUGUCGAGGUGGAUUUCUAAGGCAGAAAGAAAGAUACUUGAAACCCCGUUGAAAGACAUACAUAUUGAUAUUGUAGUAGCUAAAGAUGGGUCGGGAAAUUUCAAGACCAUCGGAGAUGCCCUUAAAGUCGUACCCACUGAUGGUACUAGGUUUGUGAUGUAUGUCAAAGCGGGAACUUAUUAUGAGAUUCUGAAAGUUGAUUCUACCAAAUCCAACCUUAUCAUGAUUGGUGACGGAAUGGACGCUACAAUUAUUUCCGGCAACCUUUGCAAGGAUCGUGGCAUUGGGUCAUACGAUACCCCAACAAUUGCUAUUUCCGGCGCAGGUUUCAUAGCUAAGAACAUGGGAUUCAAGAACACAGCCGGCCCUAAAAUGGGGCAAGCGGUGGCGCUGAGGGUGGAAUCAGACAAGGCAGUCUUCUACCAAUGCAAAAUCGCCGGCUACCAAGACACCCUCCUCGCUCAAGCCAAUCGCCAGUUCUUCUACCAAUGCAAAAUCUACGGCACAAUCGAUUUCAUCUUCGGCUACUCCGCCGCCGUCUUCAAGAACACCCAAAUCCUCAUCCGCAACCCCGCGCCGAACAUGGUAACCGUCAUCACCGCCCAGGGGAAAUACGAGCCGGCGGCCAACUCCGGCUUCUCCUUCAUAAGCUGCACCAUCUCGGCGGCGGAGGAUAUCGGAAAUUGCCCCACGUUCCUAGGCCGGCCCUGGAAAGAUUACUCCACCACGGUUUUCUCGUACUCGGAUAUGGGAAACCUUAUUGAUCCCAAAGGUUGGUGUGCUUUCGGCGACAAGAAGCCGGACACGAUUUACUACGGCGAGUAUAAGAACUCCGGCCCCGGAUCGCCGACCGGGCAAAGGGUACGCUGGAAGGGAGUGCAUUCAAGAAUGAGAUUUGCUGAAGCUAACAAGUUUAGUGUCGAUGCUUUUAUUGAUGGCGGGGAUUGGAUUCCAGGAACGGGUGUUCCCUCGUCAAUCCAUUCAAGGAAGUUAUUAAUAGAUUAA